Postia placenta MAD-698-R-SB12 is the source of this 975-nucleotide messenger RNA. RefSeq lists its product as hypothetical. The coding region runs from base 1 to 975 and encodes 324 amino acids. The record is from RefSeq and is a predicted model, not a curated record. The transcript is spliced from 10 exons. Lineage: Eukaryota; Fungi; Basidiomycota; Agaricomycetes; Polyporales; Adustoporiaceae. Gene Ontology annotation, molecular function: dioxygenase activity.
AUGUCCCUCAUUGACGCCGCAUGUAAAGCAGAGUCGGAAGCAUGCAGUCAUAUUCCGAUAAUUGAUCUACAGAAUAUCCCCGGAGUCGGCCAGGAUCCAUCCCUGAGGCGUAGCCUGAGCGAAACGAUAAGAGAUGCUUGCAUGAAUGUAGGCUUCUUCUACGUGUCCAACCAUGGCAUCCCUAGCCCUAAUAUUCAUGAGGCUUAUUCUGCCGCCAAAGACUAUUUCUCUCUUCCACUUGAAGAGAAAAUGGAACUGGAUCUUCGUCAGACCCCGAAUUUCAAAGGAUACAAUCCUGUCCGGAGCAGCAACAAUGACCCCGAUAAUGACGGCGACAUGCAUGAAGGCUUUGAGUUUAGCUGGGAAGAUCUGAAUAGAUCAGAAAGCGUCGAGGAACGAACUCAAGAUGGGGCAAUGGCCGGUGCCAAUGUCUGGCCGAAACACCCGCCUGGUUUCCGUGAAGCUGCCCUAACAUACUACCAUGCAGCUGUAGAGCUCGGUAGAAAGCUGUUCCCAUUGUUUGCACUCGCCUUGGAAUUGCCGGAAGACUACUUUGACGACAAGACGAAAAGUUCGGCUGCCAUCAUGCGUAUUCUACAUUACCCCCCGCAAACAGGGCCUGUGGACGACCGGUGUUUCACAAUACUGUGGCAAGAGCCAGGCAUACAAGCGCUGCAAGUUCUCACCAGGCAAGGUCAAUGGAUAGAUGCGCCUCCGAUCCCUGGCACUCUUGUUAUCAACCUGGGCGACCAGUUCGCACGAUGGACGAACGACGUUUUCAAAUCCACUGUGCACCGAGCUAUCAACCGCAGCGGAGUCCGUCGGUAUUCCAUCCCGCUCUUCUUCGGCACUGACUAUGAUGUAAAACUGGAGCCCAUCCCGAGCUGCGUUUCAGCAGAUCGACCGCAGAAGUAUGAGGUUGUCACCGCAGGGGACUAUGUGAAGAGCAGAUUGGUAGCGGCAUAUGGGCACUAA